GCGGAACCUUGCGCCCGGCUUUCGCAGCUUUUCCAUGGUUCGACAUCCUUGCGAGCGGUUCAUCUCUGCGUUCACCUACACUCUCACGGUGGCCCCAGAGCCCGAGCUACGCUGGCAUCACAAGAAUAUCGGAGCCAGGAAUUUGACCGCCUAUGUGGCUUCGAGUGACUUCGGUGGUGAUGUGUUCUGGAGAUUCUUGCACUUCCAGCCACAGCACUCGUUUCUCUUUUUCGCCAACAAGACUUUCGGCGUGGAUCUCCUGCUGUGCCAAGACAACUGGACAAACAGCAUCCAGAGAUUGCGGGAGUACAUGAAGCCUACAGCGAUCCCUCCGUUUAGACACACCUACGCACGCAGCACUACGCACUCGAAAUGCUCUGACUUUCCAAACGAAACGCGUCAGAGAAUCGAGAAAGCCUACGCAAUGGACAUGUGCCUGUUUUAUCCAACUGACGCUCCAACGGCAUGCAGUGGCUUGUCUGCGCAAGAACUGACCGCACGUUACCAGACGUGCAAGUCUCGCGUGUCGGGCAAAAGGAUGAGUAGCCGCGAUGCCACUUGCUGUCACUUGGAGCGCCUUCCACCACGCCUCCGAUCGCAAAUCAGAAAUACGAAGUGGAAAAUCAACAACCAUCCGAAUUCCACGGCAGGUCAAAGGGACCCAGAGCGGUCCGAGAGCAAACUCCAUAUCUCCACAGCAGCUAGCACCAGCUUCCAGAACAGUCAGUGCCAGAGCAUGGCGCUUCGAAGCCGUCGGCGAAAAGACGAGGCCGGCGAGGCCCAGUCCGACCACGAGACGCUCUUUCCUGUCUUGAAAGCCUUCGAUGGCUCGGUGAUCAACAGGGCAGCCUACCGACAAGACUUCGGCCAACUCAGCCGCAAAAACAAAGCAAUCUUCGUGCAUGUGCCGAAGACCGGUGGAAGCACGAUCGAGGACUCCCGGCUCUUCGAAGAUGCCCAGAAAUUUCACAACACCAAGGGCCACAGUGAGGCGGAAGUGCUGAGAGGACGAGCUCCCAGCUUUCGGAGCUUCACCAUGGUGCGACACCCCUGCGAGCGCUUCGUGUCCGCGUGGACAUAUGUUCACACGACAGAUGCACCGAAGCCGGAGCGGCAAUGGUACCGGGAGCACUUUGGGGAAGGCAACCUCACCACCUACGUUGCCUCGAAGUUCUUCGGCAGUCGCACCUUCCACGACUUUUUGCAUUUCAUGCCGCAGCACAAGUUUGUCUUCUUCCACAACAAGACGUUUGGAGUGGAUCUCCUUCUGUGUCAAGACAACUGGACGAGAAGUAUCGAGAGGUUGCGCGAGUACUUGAAGCCCGUAGUGGUCCCGGCAGAAAUCGAUGGGCGGCACACGCUGAAGACGACACAUUCUAAAUGCUCUGACCUGCCAAAUGAGACACGUCAGAGGAUCGAGAAAGCCUUUUCGCUGGACAUGUGCGUCUUUUAUCCAGCUGAUGCUCCAACUGCCUGCAGUGGUUUGUCUCCGCAGGUGCGUGACGCAGCUGCAGAGGCAAGUUGCAAACUGUUGAAGGUAUGCUGGAUGUACUUCCUGAGAUAUGCUGAGAGUCGGCGCUUGAUGAAGCUGUAUCGUAGCUGGGCGGACGUCCACUGGCUCCGCUCUCGGCUGACUGCGGCAUGGCAGGCCUGGCUCCAGUGGUUCCGCAAACGCGGGAAGGUGGUGGCCAUGCGCAGCGCCCCGCAGCUGCUGGCGGCCUGGCGUUGGCUCCGAGUCCACGCAGCCUGCUCUGCCCAUGGGCAGUUCAUGCGCAGGCCGCAACUUCCCAUUGAUGCGGCGGUUGCACCAUGGCAGCCCGUGGCCGCCGAGCUGCUCUUCGGCCCGGCCCCCUUCGACGUCCACCCGCACCACAUGCAGGCCAUGCAGCAAAGCUUGCUGAUCCUGUUUCGAAGCGCAUUGCUGAAGAAGAUCUUCGGUUCCUGGCUGACAGAGGCUGCGAAGACCGCUGGCUUCUCUCGUCGUGCCUUAGAGCGCCAUCGCUGCUGCUGGCUCCACGCUUGGAAGGCCCAGGCUUCUGUCGGCCGUCAGCUGCGCGACCGUCAGCAAAGUUUGGUCGCGAAGAGAGUGGGACGCUCGCGAUUGCUUGCCCUGCAAAGCUGGAGAAUGAGGUCGCAGCAGAGAGUGCAGCAGCGACAGCGGGUUCGCGACUUCAAUGUGGCGAUCCGGCGGCGGACCGGCCGGAGGUUCCUCGCGGCCUGGCUUCGGCUGCAAAGGGACGAGGCCUUCGCACGCCGGGCGCAGCAGCGGAGGCUGCGCUGCAAGUUCCAGGCCUGGGUGGCCCAGUGGCAGAACAACCGACAGGAGAAGGCGCUGCUCCACCUGUCGGCGCUGUGCCUCCGAAGGCGCAGUCUCCAGGGUGGCUUGCAUGCCCUUCGCCUCCAGGUCCAAAGACAAGCGAGGCGGCGAGCGCAUCACAAGGUCCUCGACCGGGCCGCGGCGGCUCGCCACCAGCUCCUGGAGGCUUGUUGGGCGGCUUUGGUGAACCACGCAGAGCAGCAGCGGCUCAGAAAGCUGUAUCAAAGUUGGGCGGAUGUACACCGCCUUCGUGCGAUGCUGGCAACUUCGUGGCAGGCAUGGCUCAGCUGGUUCCGCAAGCGCGGCAAGGUGGUGGCCAUGCACAGCGCCCCGCAGCUGCUGGCGGCCUGGCGCUGGCUCCGAGUCCACACAGCUUGCUCUGGACAUGGUCAGAGGGUGUGCAGGCUGCAACUUCCAGAUGCCGCUGCGGCUUCCCCAUGGCAGCCCGUGGCCGCCGAGCUGCUCUUCGGCCCGGCCCCCUUCGACGUCCACCCGCACCACAUGCAGGCAGUGCAACCAGCCCUGCUGGUGCUUUUUGCAAGCGCUCUUCUCAAGAAGAUCAUGCUUUCCUGGCUUGCUCAGGUGCAUGACAUGGCGGUUCUCCUUGAACAAGCCCAACAGGGCGCACUGAGACGAUGCAUAAGGGGAUGGCAGGCUCUAUCGAUUUUCUGCAGACGUCGUCGAGUCCACGAGAGUGCCGUUGCUGUGGCCCAGGAGCGAGGAAGCCAACUCUUUGAUGAGUGGAAGCAGUCCUGCGGUGCGCAGAUGUUGACGGCUUGGGCGGAGGCCGCACGGUCCAUGGCCAUGCAGGAGACUCGCCGGUUGCUGCAGGCAGAUGAUAUUCGCCGACGCUCCCGCCGAAAGGCGGCAGGCAGAGCUUUUGCCGAGUGGAGCACAGCUGUGCGGGUUCGAUGCGAAGCUGCGAAUGCUGCCCGCAUCCGAAAGGUCUUUGCGAGCUGGCACUUGGCCGUCCAGGAGCAGGCAUUGCUGCAGAAGUACCUGCAGGAGUGCGCUUCCGUCACGUUGCAGGGAUCUGACCGGAUAGCACAGACUACCCGACCAAGCGAUCUGGAGCAAGUCUAUCGGGAGAUGGCAGAGCUCCGGUGGGAU
Symbiodinium necroappetens is the source of this 3427-nucleotide messenger RNA. The record is from the annotation of a GenBank genome assembly. Lineage: Eukaryota; Dinophyceae; Suessiales; Symbiodiniaceae.